Molecule: messenger RNA, 1256 nt
Organism: Nylanderia fulva
Lineage: Eukaryota; Metazoa; Arthropoda; Insecta; Hymenoptera; Formicidae
Gene: Tmem98
Product: transmembrane protein 98
Cellular component (GO): endoplasmic reticulum
Source: RefSeq, a predicted model, not a curated record
GAUCCGUGACAGUCUCCGCCUCUCACCGUCCUCGGGAUAGUAGAAUCACAAGUUCUCUGCGCGAUUGUUGACAUUUUGGUUUCAAAUGUCAAUGUAAGUCCAAUGGUUGUCUCCUGUUGCGGAUAAUUUUUUUUACUUCGUGGCCAGAUCGUCGAUUGGUAGCUGCUACUUAUUCGUGCCAGAUACUAUGAGUUCGUCGAUAUCCAUGAAUAAUGCUGGAUCACCGGUUCCUGCCACUGGGAUGGAGACGGUGGUCGCAGUUGCAUUGGGUGCAUUAGCUGCAGUCUUUCUCGGUGCACUCCUGGUACUGUUGGUCAUCUGUCGCAGGCAGCGUUGCUAUUAUAAUCAAAAGGAUUCCGCAGAGCUAAGUUCUGAUCUGCUCGAAGGAGAAAACAUCACUGGUUUAGGAUUGGAUGUAUGGGAGAGCGAAGAAUGGUUGGCAGGUGCUGAAAGAUGGGUGGAUGAUGCUACUGGUUUGGCUCCACCUUGCAUAGCAGUGCUUCGAUCUUGCCACUCUCUUGCAGCCAGUCUCACUACUAUUGCAGGAACUGUCAACAGUAACACUGUUCCAUUGGAAAUAGUAGAUGUUGCCCGACGUAUACCACCUCGCGUAGACGAUGUUGUUCGCAGUCUGUAUCCACCACUAGAUGCCAGGCUGCUAGAAGCCAGAGUGGCAGCUCUGGUAUUGGCUGUGACUCACUUAGCGCUAGUAACCAAGCAUGGUGUGCCAAAGAGUCAAGCCAGGAAAUUGGCAUUUAUUGACCAAGCCUUGAAUGAUAUGGACACGCAUCUACUGGUCUUGAGAAAUGCAGCGUUAGCUCAGGAAGUUGCCUGCUCCAUCCCAGCGUCUACUCCAGUUUGAGAAUACAUCUCUUUCUCAGUAAAAUCGAAUCUCUCUCUUUUCACGCAGUAUUUGUAACUACAAAACUCAAAAGUUGAUAUUUACUGAUAUAAAUUCAUCAGUACUUUAUUUCGAAAGUAUCACAUAAAGAAUAUAUUUUUUAAUGUCGUUUAAAACGCGAUUCACAAGAAUCGAUAUUUUGCAAUACACAGAAAUAUAUGUGGAAAUAGUGUCUUCCAUAUUUAUAUUAUUCCAUAGUUAUAUUAUCAUAGUUAAUUAUAUAUGUAUACAGAUAAAAAUGUAUUUUAGGACUAUAUAAUCAAUCGUACCUGCGUAUGUUUGUACAUGUUAUGAUAUUUUAUAUUCUUGAAGAGAAUCAAAUUAUUUUAUAGACUAAUAAGAAUUUUUAAUAAAG